GAAUGGCUAGACCUCCAUUUUUUGUAACAAGCUUGUGCACUCGCCAAAAUGUUAGUUCCCCAAUCCGUAACCUAAGUAUUGCUGGAAGUAAUGGUGGGGUUGAAGGUGAAGUUGCUACACAAAGCGCAGAUCGAUCAAGUUCAGUAAAUCAUCAAAGUGAGCAACAGAGCUUUGCUGAGAGAGCUAAAGAUGUUUGCAAAGUCAUCCGGACACGACCCAGAUGGGAACAAAUAUUGUUAUCUGAUUUCCCCACUGUUAAUUUUACUGAUCCAAGAUUCUAUACUGAGGUUCUGAAGGCACAAAAAAAUGUUAUGUUGUCGCUUCGGUUUCAUUUUUGGCUUAGUUCUCAAAAUGGUUUUUCGAGGGAUCAGUUCUCUGAUGAAGUCAUAUUUAGUGGGCUUGUACAAGCCAAGGCAGGCAGUGCAGCCAAAUGUUUUCGGCAAAAUAUGAACUUUGUGCCUCAACCUAGUUGUUUGGAGGCCUACAUUCAGUGUCUUUGUGAAAAUGGAUUGAUUGAGGAUGCCCUCGACGUGUUUACUGAAUUGAGAGGUGUUGACCACUGCCCAUCAUUGAGAAUUUGGAAUUCAGCCCUUUCAGAUUCUGUCCGAGCUGGAAGAACUGACAUUGUCUGGAAAUUGUACGAGGAUAUGACAGAAUCUGGUGUUGUAGCAGAUGUAGAUACGAUUGGGCACUUGAUUCAAGCAUUUUGUGUGGAGAACAAUUUUCCAGAAGGUCAUCAACUUCUUCGACAGGUUUUGGAAGCUGGGCAUGCCCCUAGUAGUGUUGCUUUUAAUAAAUUGAUUUAUGAAUCAUGUAAGAACAGAGAUUACUUUAGACUGUCAUCUCUUCUCCAUUCAAUGAUUGCAACUAAUUGUUCUGUUGAUAUAUUCACUUAUCAGCACGUUAUUCAGGGACUAUGUGAAACAAGAAAGAUGCGUGAAGCUUUUAGGAUAUUUAAUGAUCUAAAGAAUAGAGGCUAUGCUCCGGAUAUGGUUAUGUAUACAACAAUGAUUAAUGGUCUCUGUAAAAUGAAAUCGGUUGGAGAUGCCCGGAAAUUAUGGUUUGAGAUGAUUCAAAAGGGAUUCAAUCCCAAUGAAUACACAUAUAACACACUCAUCCAUGGGUAUUUAACAACUAACCGUCUAAAUGAAGCUGAAAGUCUUUAUAAGGAAAUGUGUGAUAAAGGAUAUGGAGAGACCACAGUGACAUAUAAUACCAUGAUUCACGGGCUGUGUCUUUAUGGAAGAGUAGGAGAAGCUCACAACUUGUUCAAUAAAAUGGCUGAGAAUGGUGUUACCCAUGAUGUGGUCACAUACACUUCUCUUAUUCAGGGUUUCUGCAAGAAUGGGAAGAUAGCUGAAGGUCUUCAGUUUUUAUAUGAACUGUUAAAGCAGGGGCUGCAACCAUCACCUGCUUCUUAUACAGUGUUAAUUGAGAAACUUUGUGAGAUUGGCCAUGUUUCGGAGGCGAAAUCAUUGUGGAACGAUAUGCAAGAUAGAGGUGUCAAACCAGCAACAUCGACUUAUGAUUCUAUCAUACUUGGAUUAAUCAAGCAGGGAUAUGUAACAGAGGGGCUAGAUUGGUUGAGCAGUAUGAUGAAGAGUAGGCUCAGACCAAGGAGAAAAACUUUUGAGGAACUGAUUUAUCAUCUUUCUCAAGCAGAUAAGUUGGAUGAGUCUUUAUCCAUUUUAGUUUACAUGCUUAGGCUAGGUCAUGUUGUCAGAGAAAAAAUUUUCUGUUCUCUAGUAAAUAAACUUUGCAAAGAUAAUUCCCACCAUAUUGAGAUGCAAAUGAGAUAUAUUGUCUGAGCAAUUUAAGAUGGUUGAUGUCUUAUAAAGAUUGCAACACCUUUAUCUUGUCUAAGGCCAAAUCGGAAGAGAAGAUUUAUUUGCUUUAUACACCUUGAUCAUGCAACUUCACAUUUUUUGUUAUAACUUAAUGUUGUAUUUUGUUAGUCUUAUUGAUAUGUGAUAGAGAUCAAAUUUGUAGCAUGUUCUACUACACAUCCCACACUGUAUUUCUGUUACCGCUUACAGUAAAUUUGAUGAUGGAUGCACUCACAUUCAUGAAGUGCAGUCAUUCCUUAGAGAAUCUGUGGUUUCUGCUAGGAGAGAGACACCAAUCACUUCUUCUGAAUAACUUUUGUCAAAUGGACUGUUUUGGUGUGUGUUUCCAGUGUGGUCAGAAUUUGAAUUCUACUUUCUUGCAAUGUUCAACUUUCAUGGUCAGUGGUACUUCAUUAGAGGAAAUAUCUAUUUUAGAUCAAAAUGUAUGACUGAUUUUUGUGUUUACUUCACUUUGUUUGGUUUGUAUCCUAAUUUAGAACUAAACUUUCUUUCCUUAAAAGAAAGAGACAGAAAAGCCGAUGGGGACAAUUCUGGAGUGAUCUAAAAUCUAGUUAUUACUUUUUGCAUUAGGCUUCUAAAAUACAAUUUUAACACUCAAGUUAGGAAAAUUAUGUCGAAUCAAUUUAUUGAUAACCUAAAAGGGAAGUACAUUACUUUUUUUUGUUCAGUCAAAAACAUUGGUGGCCCAAUGCUUUUGAAGCUAAAAUCUUCCAUUGCUGCAUUGAUUAUGUACAUCAUGAUUAUGCCUACUGUAACAGACAGAGAAAGUUCAUUGUGCUUUCUACAUUUUACGCCAAAAUCUUAAAAGGGAAUUCAUCUUUUUUUAACCUUAAGAUGUUACCAGAUUUUCUUUCAAAAACUCUCUGGUUCCUUUCUUUCCACAAUCCAGCAUAUGCAGGAAGGAUUUGUGUCCCAGAUCUUCUUUCUCUCAUUGUUUAGGACCUUGUAUUACCAGCAUUGCAUUAAUUAUUUUGCU
Molecule: messenger RNA, 2823 nt
Organism: Solanum stenotomum
Lineage: Eukaryota; Viridiplantae; Streptophyta; Magnoliopsida; Solanales; Solanaceae
Product: pentatricopeptide repeat-containing protein At5g18950-like
Exons: 1
Coding region: 3-1808 (601 amino acids)
Molecular function (GO): protein binding
Source: RefSeq, a predicted model, not a curated record